Huiozyma naganishii CBS 8797 is the source of this 1260-nucleotide messenger RNA. RefSeq lists its product as uncharacterized. Gene Ontology annotation, biological process: protein homooligomerization. Bases 1 to 1260 code for a protein of 419 amino acids. The record is from RefSeq and is a predicted model, not a curated record. The transcript has a single exon. NCBI's taxonomy places the organism in Eukaryota, Fungi, Ascomycota, Saccharomycetes, Saccharomycetales, Saccharomycetaceae.
AUGAGAGUUACCGUUGGAUCGGAGGAGUUUUCUGUUGGGGGUGAGGUGUUCGUGAAGUUUGCACCCAAUUUGUUCACCACUGAUGAGAGUGAAGGUGGUUGGGAAUUCAGUGAUAGGAACCCGAGAGUGUUCCAAUGGUUGGUGGACUACUUGAACGGGUACACCACGGUGCUCUCCAUCGCAACAGUGCAGCAGUUUUUGAAUAUACAGACUGACUUGCUUUUCUACAAACUGGACGAUGUGAUGAGGACCAUCAAGAACCAAAUGCCGUACCAUCUCGUGAACGUGCAGGGGCAAGAGUUCAAACUGGCGAAACAUCAUACCGUUUGCUCAACGUACCAGUGGGAAAGUGCUAUGUACGUAAGGGAUAGGUCGCCGAAAUUGUUCCAGCUCGUUUUGGAUGCACUCGACAAUGUACUCGAUGUGCAGACGCUCUCGGAUUCCCUCAGGGAAACACUCAGAGGAGAAUGCAGGUUCUAUAACCUGACGAGACCGGAACAAUUACUGGUGAAAUGUUCCACUGGUGUUAACCCGUACGACGACGCCCUCUCGGAGAUCACAAUCAGACUCGCAGAUAUAGAUAAAUCGGGGGUCAGUCUCCACCGCGGGUCGAACUUGUGUACCAACGAAUGCACAGCAACGUCACCACCCUCGGAGGGGGACGCGGACGAUGAGGGGAACGAGGCAGAACCAGCAAAGAAGAAACAGAAACAUGCAAAAGUGGAAAGAACAGCUUGGGAUAUUGUCAAGUAUAGCAGACCACUGGUGGAUGACCACCCGCACGAGUUGAUUCUCCAACCGGGACAAAAUGGUAGUACACUCGUUUUCAACAAGUCAAAUAAGAUUAUCCACGUGGACGUCACGGGCCCCGAUAUUGCACAGUUCGAAACUAAAUUCAAGGAUCUGCUCAUCAGGGAGAAAGUUGAUUUGAACGACUACAAAUUCAAUUUCCCAUCACACCGCAGAGGCGCCAAGGGUGAUCAUCUCGUCGUCCCCGCGUGUGUCUCCAUUUGUGACUUAAAUAUCAACAAGAUUAACUGCAGUAACAUCGGACAAUUGAUGUCCAGCACAAAAUGCUCGGAAAGAGUCCACGAUUUCACAGACAUGAAAAGACUAGGGUACACUUGUGGCCUGGCGCUGCAUUUGAACAACUCUCUGUGGAAGUUGGGCGUAAGGAAUGGGGAAAUCAUGAUGAUCGCUAUCAAAAUCGAUUCAUCCACUAACCUUCAAGAACACAACAAGAGAAUAGAGUUUGUUUAA